CCUGUUGCAGCGCCGGCGAGAGAAUUGGCUUUGUUAGUUUGCGGUGAUCUUCCAUUGACACCCGGGGCAGCUUGGUCUUAUUAUUAGCGCCUCGACAUUGACCAGUGCGAGAGGUUUCUAAUAGACCAGUGAACGACACGCGGGGAGGCAGGGGCAACAGGGGGCGAGCGAGAGCGAUGGCGAUGGCGAUGGCGACGCUGAGUUGAUGAUCUAGCCUUCAACCAGGAUAGACGCCCACACUAAACCAACAGGCUGCAACACCAUUCCAACUCCAAGGUCUGGGGGCAGACAGCGGCUGGCUCGGACGGCACAGGCCGGCGGGGGCUUGGAGUUCGGUAACGUCCGGACGCUUGGAUUCGAGGUGUGGAGUGGAAUACCUACAGUGGGCAACGACCAGCCUAGACGGACGCUGUCGGCCGCUUCCUAAGGCUCAUAUGAGCGUCACAUACAGUAAUGUGCUUCGUAUCGUGGAUGAGCCUCGUACAGACAGGCAUUUAGUUCAGCCUCAGGCGGCGGGAAGAGCCUAGAGAGCCCUGUUAUUGCAAGUUGCAGCGAGCGCAGGAGAUUGCGUACCAGGCCUGAGGCUUCUCUGGCAAUGACCUGCACUGGCAGGAGCAUAUGAUGAUGGGCAAGAUACAGGCAUUAGCGAAGAACUGUUUGUCUCUUCUGUCGUUUUCGUUCAUCUCAAGUCUAGUCUCUGCCACAGAAUGCAAAUACAACCCUGCCAGUGUACACGCCUUCGUCUGCUCUAAUCCAGCUGAAAACGUCAAAAGUGCGCAUCUAUCGCCAUUCGGUUAUGCAAGCCCAAGGCUGCUGCAGUACCGAAGAAGCUGUGCCACACGGGGAAGAACAGACGAGCCGCCCAGACAAGGACACGCGCAGACGAGCCGGGGUUCUCUCACCAAAGGUCCCUUCGCCUGCGAGGGACUACCUAUGUAUGUUGUCUUGUGUAACACUGCGUCAAAGCGAGUCGACCAGGGGCAUUGCAGAAACACUACAUGCAUACAGCAUACACUGGCAACGCGAAGUACUAGAACACCACCACACCACCACACCACCCACCACUCACUCCUACUAGUACUGCAUCACUCCCCUGACAUGAUGCAGAGCCGGCAUAUACUGUACAUGAGUGAUCGAAGGGCUGAUCAGGCUUGCAGUGCGUCCGUCGCCAUCCACCCACGCUGCCGACAAAAACCAUCCCUUACUUCGGCACUGCAUCGUACCAUUAAAAUCAAUCAGUAGUCUAAGGUAUCAGCUGUGCAAGGUCCGUCUGCACCGAGUGCAUACUGUACGUCAAAUGACUGUAGGUACGAGGUACCUCGAUAGACACCUGCAUUCAGCUGAGAGGUGCCCAAGUCGAGUUGUUUCGUUUCAUUCCGCCACGGGCACGAUGAAACUGGCUUCGGACAAGCCUGCCUCAUCCUCUAAUCGAAUACAUUCUGGCCUCUAGCAUACUUGACGCCAAUCAUUCAAUCUCGUAACUUCAUAUCCAUUCAUGGUACCAAGGCACACCCACCAUCAAA
Molecule: messenger RNA, 1523 nt
Organism: Exophiala dermatitidis NIH/UT8656
Lineage: Eukaryota; Fungi; Ascomycota; Eurotiomycetes; Chaetothyriales; Herpotrichiellaceae
Exons: 2
Coding region: 619-1242 (207 amino acids)
Source: RefSeq, a predicted model, not a curated record